Anopheles stephensi (Asian malaria mosquito) is the source of this 3343-nucleotide messenger RNA. It is a transcript of the gene TkR86C, whose product is annotated as tachykinin-like peptides receptor 86C. NCBI's taxonomy places the organism in Eukaryota, Metazoa, Arthropoda, Insecta, Diptera, Culicidae. Gene Ontology annotation, cellular component: plasma membrane. The transcript has 11 exons. Gene Ontology annotation, molecular function: tachykinin receptor activity. Gene Ontology annotation, biological process: G protein-coupled receptor signaling pathway. Bases 724 to 2211 code for a protein of 495 amino acids. The record is from RefSeq and is a predicted model, not a curated record.
UUUCAGUCUGACGGUAGCCUUCGUCGACGGUGGCUGGAACCUUCCUCGAACGGGAAGCGGUACGGAGUGUAGGCACCUUACCAUUCCGGAACUGGCAAACUCGUCACAUAAAAAAUAAAGUGAGCCAUCGGGACAAGCUUUGAGAUUGUGCUUGACUGGCGUCGAAUAAAAGUGUUAAAAAAUCGGUGUUUGUUGCGAAACAGGAGCGAAAGUUUCCCUGAGUGGCAUGUCAGUUUCCAAUUUCAGCAACCCAGUGACCCCAAAUUUUAGUGAGCGCCAGUGUACCAGUGACCGGAAUGUUGAAAAGUUGAAUCCUGGCCCCGUUUUAUCCAGUCAGCAGUUCGCCAUGUAAACCGAGAGAAAGAAAAAGUGUCCAAAAAAGAACGGAAAUCUACCGGACAGUGUCGUCCGUAAAUGGAGAGAAAAAUUACGAUACAACCGUGUUUUGUACGUGUUGCUGGAACUGAUUUGUGCCAUGUUUUGUGCUGCGUCUAGCGUUAACCGCAGCAAACCGGACAAGAUGUCCCGUUCGGUGUUCGGUGCGAUCGAACCGGACGAGCAGGGUUGCCGAGGAUGCUGAGGUUAAGGUGUGUCUGCGCGAUAAGUUGUGAGUGUUUUCCCGGAAGCUUGGCAAAAAGGUGUGAAAGUUAAGCACCCCCGUUAACCUCCCUAUUCGACCAGCGUCCGUUGCACAGCGCUAGCACGCCCCAAACGCUGCGCAAAAUGAGCGAGUCGGUCGAGCUGGAGCUGUUGAUAAAUUGUACCCAGGCGACCGUUCUGCGGUUUCCCUGGUCGACCGACUUCAAUACCACCGUGAUCGGCGAACUGAAUCGGACGGAAGUGCUCGACGUGUUGGGCGAAAUGAUUACCAGAAGCCGUGGGUACGUGCCCAAGUCAGCCGACCUGCUAACGCUAAGGGAGUUCAUCACGGAAUGCCUGUUCCCGACCACCAAAAGCCCGUACGAGCUGCCCUGGCAGCUGAAGACCGCCUGGGGCGUAGUGUUUGGCGCGAUGCUGCUCGUGGCCAUCACCGGCAACUGUAUCGUCCUGUGGAUCGUGCUUGCCCAUCGUCGUAUGCGCACCGUAACAAACUACUUCCUGCUGAACUUGAGCGUGGCCGACCUGCUGAUGUCCUCGCUGAACUGCUCGUUUAACUUUAUCUUCAUGCUCAACUCCGAUUGGCCGUUUGGUUCGGUAUACUGCACGAUAAACAACUUCAUGGCCAACAUGUCUGUCGCAUCGUCCGUGUUUACGCUCGUGGCAAUCUCGUUCGAUCGGUAUAUUGCGAUAGUGCAUCCGUUGCGUCACCGGACGUCAAGGAAGAAGGCCCGGAUCUUUCUUUUAAUCAUCUGGGCGUUGAGCUGUGUCCUGGCGGCACCGUGCCUGAUGUACUCGACUGUGAUGACGAAGCGAUAUAAUAAUGGCAAAACGCGAACCGUAUGCUACAUGCUGUGGCCGGACGGACGAUAUCCUACAUCCAUGGCAGAUUACAUCUACAACCUGGUGUUCCUGAUACUCACCUACGGUAUACCGAUGUUGAUCAUGAUCGUCUGCUACUCGCUGAUGGGCCGCGAGCUCUGGGGUAGCCGCUCCAUUGGCGAACACACCGAACGGCAGCUCGAGUCGAUGAAAUCGAAAAAAAAGGUUGUACGAAUGUUUAUAAUUGUGGUGACGAUAUUUGCUAUCUGCUGGUUGCCAUAUCAUCUGUUCUUCGUGUACGCGUACCACAACAACCAGAUGACUUCGUCGAGCUACGUGCAGCAGCUUUAUCUGGGCUUCUACUGGCUCGCCAUGUCAAACGCAAUGGUUAACCCCAUCAUCUACUACUGGAUGAAUGGCCGCUUCCGGGUGUAUUUCCAGGAAAUCAUAUGCUUCUGCUGCCUGCAGUUCAUCAACUCGCGUAUGCGGGACGGCGUGCCCCAGGGUGUGCUGUUAAACAAAAAUUCCAACUCCGAGCUGGGCCGGUACCGGUCGUAUCGACAACGGUCCGUAUCGGUACGAUGGCGGCCACCGAGCACGGAAGAGUACCGGAUGCGUACUGGCAUUGCCCGUCCGGCUCAUCUGAGCGUGCUGGAAAGUGCGGCCAACGGUGGCGGUGACAAACAGCCGGUUGCCGACAUAGCCGAACUGCAGACCAUCAACUUCCUGCACCUGAACCACAACUCGAACGAGCUACAGCACAGUUCCUCCAACAGUCACGAAUUUUCCUGACAUCCGCAGUACGAUUAAGCCCACGGUCACCGGCAAACGAUCGUUCCACCGCGACGAACCAUCCGGGAGACGAGAUUUUGCCAGUGACCGAAAAGAUGACGGAUGACCGGUUUGUGGUCCAACGCAAACACCCACACACACACACACAAACCGAUCUUUUCCUGCCAGUACGAGUGUAAGUGAGGGCUUAUUCCAGAAACUGGUGCAGCACAAGAAGCGCAAACAUACCGACACAGAUGGAACAGGCGAAACAUUCAAUUGGUUUGCUUAUUUCGGUGAAAACAGUCAAUGAACGGUCGAUGAUGAUAAGCUUUCGGGCUGGGAACACUUAGAGGUUGUAGUCGAGAUGAAGUGGUAUUUCUAAAGAAGGAUUUUAAAUUAGGUAAAAAAUGAAGUUUAAGCCCGCGGUGCGUAGUAAAGAAAAAGCGUUCGAUGCAGGUAUUGUUAGUACUGCUCGUAAUGCUCGUAAGCGAUAAGACAUAAGAAACUCAAAAAUCAACACAAAAAAACUUAUCAAGUGAGACGAUUAUUGAAAACAAAGUUUAUUUAUAGCCUAGAUCAUGUUGAUCGCUCGUGUUCUUGAGAAUUUUAUCGGAGGCAAAUGACUAGACCGAACCUUCAUUACCAUUACUGUAGCGUAGCGCAUGGUGGUGAUGUAGUUGAUAAAGAGCUAACCUUCUACUAGAGAGAUAUCCAUAUUGUACAAGUAGACUUCUGGCUUGAGCUGGUUCCAGUAGCUAGUUUGACCAUGUAACGAGGGAAAACAGGAAAUACCAGCGAUGGUACAAACAUGGACGCACGGUUCUCUUGGGCCGGUCCCACAGAGCAGGACAGGCUUCAUUUGUGUUGGGUUUAUUGAUCUCACUGGCCUAUGUGUUUGAAGCAAGUAAGAAGGCCUAGAAAAGCGCUGCAGUGGCGUUUGUUAAGCCAGUUAGAAUGUAAAGGAUGUAAAUUGGAAGAUGGUACAAAAGAGCGAGAGAGAGAGAGAGAGAGAGAGAGAGAGAACAAAACCGUAUUGAACGAAUUUGUAACAAAUGUUAGGUUAAAAAUGGUUUGAAGCUCACAUAGAUGUCAGUUAAAAACGAAACAAAACAAAAACACACAAUACAACAAAGCAUAGUGAUUUGACGAA